AUGAACGGCAACGCGGCCAAGCCCACCUCACACGGCACGGCGGCCAUGCCCCACACCCCUCUCACCCCUCGUCGCAGCCAUGCCGAGCUCCCUCCUCUGCCGCCCGAGGAGCCCCAGUCCGAACUCUUUGCCUGGUUCUACGCCCUCCUGGCCCUCGUCCUUCCCUUUAUCACGUUCAUGGUCGUCCUCCCCGUUCAGAUCGUGCUGGGUAUCACCAAAGGCAUGAUCAUCGUCUACAAGGAGCUCAUUGAGGGGCGCAACAAGCCGCCCGCCCCCUGUGGUAAAACCUAA
Apiotrichum porosum is the source of this 291-nucleotide messenger RNA. RefSeq lists its product as uncharacterized. Lineage: Eukaryota; Fungi; Basidiomycota; Tremellomycetes; Trichosporonales; Trichosporonaceae. The transcript has 2 exons. Bases 1 to 291 code for a protein of 96 amino acids. The record is from RefSeq and is a predicted model, not a curated record.